AUGGCUACGACAGGGUUUAGCAGACCUCCUUAUUUCUUCUCUACCAGCAAGUGUAAAGUACCAACACCACCUCAAGCUUUACCCAAGGCAAAUCCGAAUGAAUCAGUUGAAUCCAAUAAGAAAUUGAUUGAUUCAAUCGCUAAAGGUUUGAUCGGGCUCGCUGCUGCAGUCUCUGUUUGUUUAGAUUCUCCAGCUCUUACCGAGUCCUUGACAAUAGCAUUCCCAACUUCUCAUACUCAUGAGGUGAAUGCUGUGCAACGAACUCUCAUAGAGACUUGGGGUUUGAUCAUAGAUACUUUUGUUGAUCCAACUUUUAAUCAUCAAGACUGGGACUCGAAAUUCCAACAAACAAUGGUGGAAAUGCUUCCACUUAGAACAGCUGAUGUCGCAUACAGCAAGAUUAAAGGAAUGCUUUCUACUCUUGGAGAUUGCUUCACUCACAUUAUCAAUCCAAAGGAAUACCAACGUUUUAAAAUUGAAAGUGAUGGAAAUGUGCAAGGAGUUGGACUAUUUGUGAAUACUGAACCAGAAAUCGGUCAUCUGGUUGUAUUAUCCGGUGUUGAGGGUAGCGCAGCUACUAGAGCUGGAAUACAUGUAGGAGAUGAGUUGAUUGAAAUAAAUGGAGUGAGAGUUAAAGGGAUUAGUGGUGAAGCUGUUGCACAAAAGCUCAGAGGUCAUGUUGGGACAAGUGUUACAGUUAAAGUGCACAAUAGAGGUGAAACUACCCCAGAAUUUCAUCAGACUUUCUCCUAUAUCAAGUGUCUCAUUCCUCAUAGAACACCAAAUGGUCAUGUAUCCAAAACCAGAUAUGUAAAGCUAUUAGCCUUCUCCCAGACUGCUGCAACAGAUAUGAAACACGCCAUUCGUGAAUUGGAAAAUCAGGGUGUUGAAUCUUACAUUUUGGAUCUCCGAAAUAAUCCAGGUGGUUUGGUGAAGGCUGGACUUGAUGUAGCUCAAAUAUGGCUGGAUGGAGAUGAGACUCUAGUGAACACAAUAGAUCGAGAUGGGAACAUGCUUCCUAUUAACAUGAUCAAUGGCCAUGCUCUUACUCAUGAUCCGCUAGUUGUUCUUCUGGCGAAGCAUAAAGAGGUGGUUCAACUAUGUGUGGAGGGGAACUUCAGUGGUGAAGAUACUGUUAGGGUUACCACCAUGAACAAGCAUGGGAAGCAUGAUUUGGAUAUUCCAGUCAUUGUCAACCCAAGAAAUGAUCCUCCAUUUAUUAAUGUCCCUGAGUUCAUCAUGUUGGAGAAUGUGACAGAAGAUGAUAUUCACUUUCCAGGUCAUAUUCACUUUCUAGUUUACAACACUGCACUUUUCAGUUAUGCUCUUACAAGAUUUGUUUGUAGGCCUAUGCAUGAGAUCACAUUUUCAACAAUAGACAUACCAAAGCUCCUAAGUCGGGCAUUAGAAGCCAGGAGCUACAUAAUGAUGUUUCAUAGGUGCUCCCUGGUUAUAAACAGGUAUGAAUAUGAUUUACGCUUCCAGUUCACAUUGUAUCCAAUUAUGGAGAGGAUAUUUGGCCCCAUAGUAGUAGCUCGUAUUGCAGGAGUUAUGUCUAUACCACUACUCAUGAGUUAUCCAUUCAUAUCCAUGUUGACUGGAUUUGCUCUAUCGUUGACUUUAAAUUGUGCAUCCAUUAUAAAGAAUGUUUUAUAUGUAUCCAUCAUAACGGGGACAUUCAUGCUGCAAAAUAAAGUUGUGGUAAUCUUCGCCUCCUCAGUUCUAUAG
Messenger RNA from Lactuca saligna, 1728 nucleotides. The record is from the annotation of a GenBank genome assembly. Lineage: Eukaryota; Viridiplantae; Streptophyta; Magnoliopsida; Asterales; Asteraceae.